UCGCGCACGCGUCCACGUCGCGGUCACAACGGGGGUUUCGAUAAUUAGUUUGACAACAGUACUGCAGGCGGAUUAUUUCUGGACGUUGAGUGCAUCCAGUGAUUUUGAUAUUGUGAGAGUGAAUUUAAUCGGCUGAGAAUUUUUGGGGAAAAAUUUGUUGCUGAGUAUUUUGGUUUGUUGACGAGUGGAAGUUUAAAAUGCUGGGCGGGUACGAGGCACAGGCGGAUUACUACCCGCAGUGGCACCAGCCGUAUGAUUACAUUACACAGUUACCCUAUGGCCCCAUAAACAUCCCCGACGCAGACAGUCAAUCAACCUACUGGGGUGGCGCGGACUCCGGCAUCUCCGGCAGUUCCUCAGGGGCCGGGAGUCCAGCAGCCUCAACCCCCCCUCCAAUAAUCGAGGAAAUCGGCGUUCAAGAGAGUGUCUACAGUUCCCCAGUGCAGCACUACCCCCCCUCGGUCCACCAGCAGUACAACAUCCAUUAUCAGCAGCUCCAGCAGCCCCAGCCCCUGCCGCACCACCCGACCCCCCCAGAACUGAACCAGAAAAAUCGACCGUCCAACGAGUACCCCCCGAACACCCUCCACCAGAUGAAUGUCGUCGGCAAUCCCCCGCACUAUCAGAUGAACUUGCAGCAGCACCUCGCGUCCAGAGUGGAAAAUGGCGUCGUGAUAAGACCGAAGAGGCGGAACACAGCGAACAAGAAGGAGAGGAGACGAACGCAAAGUAUCAACAAUGCUUUUGCAGACUUGAGGGAUUGCAUUCCAAAUGUCCCGGCGGACACGAAACUAUCGAAGAUCAAGACCCUGAGACUGGCUGCCUCCUACAUUGGGUACCUCAUGGCGGUGUUGGACAGCGAGGAGGGGGAGGAACCGCAGACUUUCAGAGCGGAAAUCCUAUCGAACGGGCGACGGAACAAGUCGCAACAGAUGACGAAUGAAAUGUGUCAGUCCAUGGAGAAUUACCCCACCGAAGAGGUCUCCAAAGGCAAAGGACGAACUGGAUGGCCCCAGCACAUGUGGGCCCUCGAGCUCAAGCAAGAAACCCCAUCCACAAAUACACCAACAGCGACGUCAGUGGGUCAGUUACAGUAGAUAUUCCCAUCCUCAUCGCUUCCAAAACACUCGAAACCCCAAAUAAACGAAAGCCAAAAAUUCGUGGAAAGAAAUGUCUACUGUCGGAUUAAAAAGUACAACCUUCUGGACCUAAAGUUUAAAGCCUGAUCUUAUGUCCAGUAAUAAUCCAAAUUAGUCAUUUUAUUCCUUCCAUCAGGAUUAUUUGGCGCACACAGAAAAAACUAAACGUAAAUUACGUUCAAGAAGUCGUCUUUUACGCUUAAAGUUGAAGCGUAAGUUACGAAUGUGCAAUCGUAAAUUACGUUUAUGUAACCGGAAUUAACGACGAAGAAAAAAAAGUUAUUUCGAGCGUAAAAUACAUUGUUUUUUAAGUAAAUCAUAAAAUACGUUUGUCUCCAUAUUUUUCACAGAUAAUGUUUAUAAUAUUCCCCAGCUAUUGAAAAAAAUUCUAGCUAAACCCCUCAGAUUUCGAUAUAUUCAUCGAAAACUGGCUAAAAGUCGAAAUCGACUUGAACCGUUUUACCGCUUCGAAGC
Messenger RNA from Diachasma alloeum, 1613 nucleotides. RefSeq lists its product as uncharacterized. Gene Ontology annotation, molecular function: DNA-binding transcription factor activity, RNA polymerase II-specific; RNA polymerase II transcription regulatory region sequence-specific DNA binding; protein dimerization activity. NCBI's taxonomy places the organism in Eukaryota, Metazoa, Arthropoda, Insecta, Hymenoptera, Braconidae. The transcript has 3 exons. Gene Ontology annotation, biological process: regulation of transcription by RNA polymerase II; developmental process. The record is from RefSeq and is a predicted model, not a curated record. Bases 198 to 1097 code for a protein of 299 amino acids.